AUGCCAGUUUCCUCUUCACCGCAGUAUCUCGCGCAAUAUUCUGGAUUAAAUUUUCGUGGCCGCGUGUUCCCCACGUUGCCUUCCGAACAUGAGUCCAAAGAAGCGCGAUCUGCAUUGCGAAAUGAACGUGGGCAAGACAGGCUUGUCUUCGCGGAGGCUAAAGUAUCGACAAGACACGCGGGUUCAAUGAGGCGGAGAUGCGAUCCCGAUGGGUUCGUGGUGCCCGAAGAAUGUAGGUGCAAGAUCCUGGAGGCGCCUCACUAG
This is a messenger RNA of Sparassis crispa, 264 nucleotides long. RefSeq lists its product as hypothetical. The record is from RefSeq and is a predicted model, not a curated record. The coding region runs from base 1 to 264 and encodes 87 amino acids. The transcript is spliced from 2 exons. Lineage: Eukaryota; Fungi; Basidiomycota; Agaricomycetes; Polyporales; Sparassidaceae.